GUGCUUUAAGGCCGCCGCGGGGAGAACAGAAACCAAGUUCCCGGGCAACGAGCUGCAUCCUUCGGGCGGCGGGCCGGAGCCAGCGAGGCCCGAAAGGCUGCGGUGUGUGCCGACGCCCCGUGUCCAGUGCGACCUCGUUCCUCCUUCAGGAGGACCUCUUCCUCGGCCACCACCACCAAGUUCAAACUCGCUUUUCGGUCGACGCAAAGCCUAGGGAGGGUGUGAGGAGCAGCCUCGCCCCCCUCCCAGCGGCCGCCGUAACCCGCUUUUCGGCUCGGCUCUCCUACGCGUGCGCCCGGGCGCUGUGCCCCGGCAGGCGCCAGCCAUGUCGAUGCUGCCGUCGUUCGGUUUCACGCAGGAGCAAGUGGCGUGCGUGUGUGAGGUCCUGCAGCAGGGCGGGAACCUGGAGCGCCUGGGCAGGUUCCUGUGGUCGCUGCCUGCCUGCGACCACCUGCAUAAGAACGAGAGCGUGCUCAAGGCCAAGGCGGUUGUCGCCUUCCAUCGGGGCAACUUCCGCGAGCUCUACAAGAUCCUGGAGAGCCACCAGUUCUCGCCUCACAACCAUCCCAAGCUGCAGCAACUGUGGCUGAAAGCGCACUACGUGGAGGCCGAGAAGCUUCGCGGGCGACCCCUGGGCGCCGUGGGCAAAUAUCGGGUGCGCCGAAAAUUCCCCCUACCGCGCACCAUUUGGGACGGCGAGGAGACCAGCUACUGCUUCAAGGAGAAAUCGCGGGGCGUGCUGCGGGAGUGGUACGCGCACAACCCCUACCCCUCGCCGCGGGAGAAGCGGGAGCUGGCCGAGGCCACCGGCCUCACCACGACCCAGGUCAGCAACUGGUUUAAGAACCGGAGGCAAAGAGACCGGGCCGCCGAGGCCAAGGAAAGGGAGAACACUGAAAACAAUAACUCCUCCUCCAACAAGCAGAAUCAACUCUCUCCGCUGGAAGGGGGCAAGCCGCUCAUGUCCAGCUCAGAAGAGGAAUUCUCACCUCCCCAAAGUCCAGACCAGAACUCGGUCCUUCUGCUGCAGGGCAAUAUGGGCCACGCCAGGAGCUCAAACUAUUCUCUCCCAGGCCUAACGGCCUCGCAGCCCAGCCAUGGCCUGCAGGCCCACCAGCAUCAGCUCCAGGACUCUCUGCUGGGCCCUCUCACCUCCAGUCUGGUGGACUUGGGCUCCUAAAUGGGGAGGGACUGAGGCCUUGAAGGGAUGGCUGAAGCAGCAAACAAUCACAGCAACUAGGGACACUUGUAAAUAGAAAUCAGGAACAUUUUCACGGCUUGUUUCUGGGGUUCUUGGUUCUUUGCGCAAAAAAGAAUGGUGGACUUUCACAGAUACCUUUUUAAAAAUCAAAACCAACAGUGAUGUCAAGCAUAGUCUCCCUCUUCCAUUCUUCACUUUGCAUUUCACCUCUUGGUCCCAGAGGUCAGAAAAAAAAAAAUCCAACAAAUUUAAAUAGCACCCAGUUUUAGUUCUGGCCAACCCAUGUGCCCACUUCAAUAGUUUGUUCUUUCUUUUCUUUUUUCUUUGGUUCUUUUUUUUAAACAGGAAUUGCAAAUCAACUGAAUUUUAAUUAUUUCCCUUUAAUUUAUUUAUGGAAAAGUUUUAGGGGGAAGUGGAGUGAGAGAGAAAGACAAAGAUCAAAAUAGUGGAAAUGAGAGCCUCUAGCCUGGGAGUAACUGGUUGCUCUCUUAAGUUGAACAGGAAAAAAUAACCUUAUAACUUUUCUUUAUGGGAAAAAUUAAGUUUACAUUUUUCGUAAUUAGUGUUAAAUGGUUUUAUAUAGAUUAAAAUAAAAUAACAGUAUUAGGGGAAAAAACAAGUGCCUAAAUGUCUUAAUGCUCUCUAUGUGAGGCAGUUAGAAAUAGAAGUGACCAUUAGUAAUACAACUAUUUUUGUCAAAUUUGGUGGGGUUUUUUGGGUUGUUGUUUGUUUUCUUUUUUUUAAAAUGACAAGCUAAACAUGUACCAAUGUGGGAAAAAUUGCCAUUACUUCUCACACCUUCAAAGCUUUCAUAUCUGUAGCCUACUCCUAUUAAAAGGUUUUUUCUGUUCCUAGUUUCUAGCUUGCAAAAGUAUGCCAACAAAUCUGGCAACCUGGUAUUUGUUACUAAAAUAGCAUGUGUUUUCAGGCUUCUUUUCUAUUGUACCUAAACCAGUCUAAAUUAAAACUUAGUAGAACAUCAG
Messenger RNA from Heterocephalus glaber (naked mole-rat), 2184 nucleotides. It is a transcript of the gene Six1, whose product is annotated as SIX homeobox 1. Gene Ontology annotation, biological process: regulation of transcription by RNA polymerase II; regulation of skeletal muscle cell proliferation; skeletal muscle fiber development. The record is from RefSeq and is a predicted model, not a curated record. Gene Ontology annotation, molecular function: RNA polymerase II cis-regulatory region sequence-specific DNA binding; DNA-binding transcription factor activity, RNA polymerase II-specific. Lineage: Eukaryota; Metazoa; Chordata; Mammalia; Rodentia; Bathyergidae. Gene Ontology annotation, cellular component: nucleus; transcription regulator complex.